Molecule: messenger RNA, 438 nt
Organism: Gasterosteus aculeatus aculeatus (three-spined stickleback)
Lineage: Eukaryota; Metazoa; Chordata; Actinopteri; Perciformes; Gasterosteidae
Gene: ndufa2
Product: NADH:ubiquinone oxidoreductase subunit A2
Cellular component (GO): respiratory chain complex I
Source: RefSeq, a predicted model, not a curated record
CUCCGGGCUGAAAUAACCUCCGGCUGUCCUUGAGAGACACCCAGGCUAAGAUGGCGGCCGCAGCAGUGAGAAGCCUCGGUUCCAGUCUGGGUAAAAACCUGCGAGAGAUCCGUGUCCAUCUCUGCCAGAGUUCUGCGGCCAGCAAAGGCGCGAGAGACUUUGUGGAGAAGUACUACGUGACUCUGAAGAUGUCCAACCCUGACUUCCCGGUCCGGAUCAGAGAGUGCUCUGGAGUCCAGGCCGUGGUCUGGGCCCGGUACGACUUUGGAAAAGAGAGCAGCGUCUCUGUGAACAACAUGUCUGUUGAUCAGGUGGCCAGCGCAGUGCAGACUCUAGUUCAGUCCAAACCCUGAAGCCCAAGAGGUUCACUUCAAGCCUGCUACAUCCAUUCACUUUGUAUGUCUGUGUUCUUAUGAAUAAAUCCUACUCUUAAUGUCA